This is a messenger RNA of Vitis vinifera (wine grape), 747 nucleotides long. RefSeq names its product protein RADIALIS-like 3. The transcript has 2 exons. Lineage: Eukaryota; Viridiplantae; Streptophyta; Magnoliopsida; Vitales; Vitaceae. The record is from RefSeq and is a predicted model, not a curated record. Gene Ontology annotation, molecular function: DNA-binding transcription factor activity. Bases 72 to 347 code for a protein of 91 amino acids.
UGCCCAUACAAUUCAAUCUUCCUAUCCUUGCUACUGCGCCCCCCACCUACAAUCUGUGUGCAGAUUCAGAAAUGGGAUCGAGUUCAAAUAAUUGGACUACCAAGCAAAACAAACUGUUCGAGAAUGCUUUGGUGAUGUAUGACAAGGACACCCCGGACCGCUGGCAGAACAUGGCCAGGGCUGUGGGUGGGAAGACUGUGGAGGAGGUGAAGAGGCACUAUGAGAUGCUUGUGGAGGAUGUCAAGCAUAUUGAGUCUGGCCAAGUCCCAUUGCCUAACUACAGAAAAGCUGGAGCCUCCAACAAAGGAUACAGCUUCAACGAUGAAGAACAGAGGGCUUCCUUUUGAUUCUGUUUUUUCUCCUCUCCUAGGUUGAAGUAUCUGAAGCUCUAAGCAGAUAAUAUGACGAAUUAGCAGCAAUAAGGAUCCAUUAUGCUUCAUGCUACAAAGCAAGUAAUGGAGUACUAGAAUAACAAGAAGUUAAUCUCCUUCCCUCUCCUUUUCUCUGCUUCAUGCUACAAAGCAAGUAAUGGAGUACUAGAAUAACAAGAAGUUUAUCUCCUUCCCUCUCCUUUUCUCCCCCAUACAGUGUAAUGUAUAAAUUUUCUUUCUUCUCCUGUAGGAUGUGUCCUCACUCCUUGUUCUGCAAGUCCUUCAUCCCUUUAUCCUCCUACCAUAUUGUAAUGGAAUCUUGCAGAAACAAAUGUAUCUACUUGUUAUAAUAGAUCGUACGUUUGCUAUGCUUUAA